Molecule: messenger RNA, 1506 nt
Organism: Eptesicus fuscus (big brown bat)
Lineage: Eukaryota; Metazoa; Chordata; Mammalia; Chiroptera; Vespertilionidae
Product: keratin-associated protein 16-1
Exons: 1
Coding region: 1-1506 (501 amino acids)
Cellular component (GO): keratin filament
Source: RefSeq, a predicted model, not a curated record
AUGUCUGGAAACUGCUGUUCUAGGAAAUGCCCCUCCGUGCCAGCCAUCUCUCUCUGCUCCUCGGAGGUGAGCUGCAGAGGGCCCAUCUGCUUGCCCAGCUCCUGCCAGAGCCAGACGUGGCAACUGGUGCCCUGUCAAGAUGGCUGUGGGGCAUCCAGCUGUGGCCCACAAUGCUGUCAGCCCUGCUGUUCCGUGAGCCGCUGUGCCCAACCCGUGUGCUGCGAGGCUCCCACGUGUGAUCCCUGUUGUUCCGUGAGCAGCUGUGCCCAACCCGUGUGCUGCGAGGCUACCAUGUGUGAUCCUUCCUGUUCCGUGAGCAGCUGUGCCCAACCCGUGUGCUGCGAGGCUACCACGUGUGACCCCUGUUGUUCCGUGAGCAGCUGUGCCCAACCCGUGUGCUGUGAGGCUCCCACGUGUGAUCCCUGUUGUUCUGUGAGCAGUUGCUGCCAACCUGUGUGCUGUGAGGCUGCUUCCUGCCAAGCGGUCCUCUGUAUGCCCACCCCCUGCCAGUCCAUCGUCUGCAAGCCCAGCUGCUGCCAGCCAGUCGUGUGUGAGCCCAGCUGCUGUCCAGCUGUCUGCACCGUGCCUAGCUCUUGCCAACCAGUGGUCUGUGAGCCUGCUUGCUGUCAGCCAGUGUGCUCCACGCCCAGCUGCUGCCCAUCCGACUGCUCUGUGGGCAAUAGCUGCCAGGCUGCUUGCUGUGAGCCCAGUCCCUGUGAGCCAUCCUGCUCCGGGCCCAGCAUCUGCCAGCCAGCUCCCUGUGUGGCUCUGGUCUGUGAGCCUGUCUGCCUUCGCUCUGCCUGCUGUGUUCCGAGCCCUUGGGAACCACCUUGUGUCUCUAGCACUUGCCAAGAGCCCUCGUGUUGUGUCUCCAGCAUCUGCCAACCCAUCUGCUCGGAGCCCAGUCCCUGCUCACCCAGUGUCUGUGUGCCCCGUCCAUGCCAACCUACUUGCUACAUAGUCCAGCGCCGUCAGUCCAUCUGCUGUGAGCCUAUUUCCUGCCCAUCUACUUCCUGCCAGCCUCCCUGCUGCCGCCCGGGGUCUUCUGCAUCUGCCAUCUGCCAACCGACUUGCCCUCGGACUUUCUACAUACCCAGCUCCUGCAAACCGUCUUGCACGACUUCGGUCCCCUACCGCCCCAUCUACCGCUCAAUCUACUCUGGACCCUUCGCCUACAGGCAGCCGUACGUGACAUCCAUCUCCUACCGCCCUGCCUGCUACCGCCCUGCCUGCUACCGCCCUUGUUACUCCAUCCUGCGCCGCCCGGCCUACAUCACUUCAAUCUCCUACCGCCCGGUGAGCUCCUGCCUGCCUUGUGUUAACUCCUGCAAACGGGAUUGCAAAAAGUCCACUUCCAGCCAACCGGAUUGUGCUGACUCCACUCCCUGCAAGGUGGAAGUCUCAGAGGACAAUCCCUGCCAGCCCACGGAGGCCAAAGUCACCAGCCCAACCACCCGUGAGGCCACAGCCAGCCAGCCUGCUGCCACCAAGCCUGCCAACUGCUGA